CCUACCCAUCGUCAACACCUGCAUCUGCAUAUACGAGCACUACACAUCAUAUCCAGUUUCUAAACAUAUCUUAUCGCGUCCCCUGCUUACGGUCGUCGUUCAUCCCUUCCGUUGCACGCGAAGUGUGAGCCACGUGUUUGUGGUGGUGGUGGUGGUGCCCAGGUUCGCCAGCGGGAAUGUCGGCUAACAAGUUGUAUAACCCGGAUCAGAGCGCUGUGAACACGCGUUGGAUAGAGCCCUGGAAUGAGGCAUUUAGAGCGCAACGAGAUGUAGGGCUUCAACUUCCCAUCAACUUCCAUACUACGCCAGCUGUAUCGUUAGCUCAAGCCUGCUUCACGAAUAACCAGUACGAACAUAAUGCUUUCCAAAAGUGCUUCUCAAACUUGCUAGCUGUCGGCUUUCGACAAUUCACAGUCGAUGCUUACUGGGACCCACUACGUUCAGUAUGGAGUCUAUGUCCAGUGGAGUUACCCCAGUCGAAUGAAGACAGCUCAGAUGAGGGUGCUUUACCGGUGGCGACCGGACCGACAGUGGUGCCUACAACUAACAGAUUGAGCGCGGAUACUCCUCUAUCUACACUGGAUAUCCCUCCACGGCUUGGAAAACGCCAGGAGACAUCUACAUCGACCCCUGCGUCUGCAGAGUCAUCAUCAGGCUCAACGAACGCAGUAUCAGCUACCCCAUCUUUGUCUUCUACUUCAUCGACGAGUGCAGCAACGCCGACCAUAAUCGACUUCCCCACCCCUAAUGGACCACCGCUCCUACAAAUCGGGAGCUACAAUUGUACAUCUCUGAUGACGCUGAAUUUGCUCACGGGUAUCCUAGAGGACUUUCUCGAGAUAACAGCUACUACGACUGAUGCCGAGAUAACCAUGUUCACGUUCAAUGUGCAUGCUGCCUCGUCCAUCACCGACCCGGACGCUCCAGCACCGAACCUUUCGCAAGACCAGCUUCCUGAAGAUGGGCAACUCCUUAGCGAUGUGUUGCAGGGUAAUCUUUCUGAUAACACACUUACGCCAAACGCCUUGGGUGACCAACGUGCAAACUUGAACAGCUCGUGGUAUGACGUCGAUUGGUCUAAUCGCCCAUUGCCUGGUUACUACGAAGACUCUAAGAACGCCGAUGGACAGCUUUUCACACAAAGUGGAUGGCCCACAGAAGCUUUCAUGGAAUUCAAGCAGCGACGGCGGGUCGUCAUUAGUUACGGUACGAUCGAUCCGCAAAUGGAGAAGUACAACUUCGGACCAGAUCUCGAAUACGUCUUCCCUCCCGGAACUAUCAUCGACGAGCAGUUAGUGUCGCUUGGCUCCGAUGGGCGUGUAACUUCCGGAUGCUUGUUUGUGUCUUCCGACAACACAUUGACUUCAGCAAGAAACUCGUCUUGGGCUCUUGCUGAUGCACCAUCACUUGAUAUCAGCGCGACGCCGGACUUUCACUCAACUGUACCUUCCAUUACCAAUCUUACCGCCUGCGGCAUCACACCCUUCCUCAACCAGACCCUCGCAAACACAACUGCAGACAGGAACCCUUUACCCUACGCCGCAUAUGUACACUCAACACUAUGGACCUUUGCACCUGGUCAGCCUCUCAAUUCCUCCGGAGAAGGCGACGACACGAACGACAAUCGCUGCGUCGUCAUGAUGAAGUCGCCAUAUCCACAGCGCUGGCGCAUAGAAGACUGCAACCGACGCCACCGCGUGGCCUGCCACGAUCCACGACAACCCUACAAUUGGCGUAUAUCGGACGACUCAACCUACUACGCGAAUGCUGAAGGCUAUUGCCAAGACCCAUAUCAAUUCAGCAUUCCACACACUGCGCUGGAAAACUCGCAUCUGUUUUCUGCCUUCCAAGCCGCCGCUCCUAAUGAAGAUGCCCUGUACAUCAACAUGAACAGUCUGAGUAUACCGGACUGCUGGGUCAUCGGACUCAAUGCGACAUGUCCAUAUCUUCCUACUACUGACACGGAUCGUACGCGUAUUGUCGUGGUGCCGACGGUCGCGGCUGUGAUUAUCUUCCUGCUGGCCGUGCUUACCUUUUUCAUCAAGUGUGCAGCGAACCGCAGAGAGAACAAGAGGGGAAGGAAGAGGAGGUUAGUCGAUGGUUGGGAGUAUGAGGGUGUUCCUAGUUAAAAUGAUAUGGAUUUCGGGCUGUUGCCAGGGCCGAUAGUGAAAAUAUAUGUAAUAUUUUACCUGUCACGGAUAGGUUGAGC
This is a messenger RNA of Alternaria rosae, 2209 nucleotides long. RefSeq lists its product as uncharacterized. The coding region runs from base 177 to 2129 and encodes 650 amino acids. The transcript has 2 exons. NCBI's taxonomy places the organism in Eukaryota, Fungi, Ascomycota, Dothideomycetes, Pleosporales, Pleosporaceae. The record is from RefSeq and is a predicted model, not a curated record.